UGUUUGUGAAAAAACAGACAAGGAAAUUGUUGGCGUACAAAGACAGGAAAUAAUACAGCCUUGAAUUUCGAAAAUAAAGUGGAGAUAUCUCGUUAUCAGUCACAUAUAUGUACAUUAACAGAGUCUCCUGCGAGGUUUCAGUGCAACACAAACUCAAACAAGAAACUCACGCGCUUUAUUGUUUUCUCGGACACAAAUCGCAUUGAUAUUCAAAUAAAAUGUCCUACGGCGAAGAAGACCAAAGAUGGUUCGACGAGAUGAUGUCGAAGAUUAUCGACAAUCUUGGACCGAACGUCGGGAAAGUUCGAUACGAGUUACUCGAAUCUAGCGGUAAUUUUAUUAUGUCCAACAUGUAUCGUGUACGUUUGCAGUUUGAGAACAAUAGAAAUAGACAGAACGAGGAAUUGUCUAUGAUUCUGAAAAGACCUAUGCCAGGCUUUAGCCAACUAGCUCGCAUUGACCUUCAAUUUCGCAAUGAAAUCUUGUUUUAUCAAAUGUACACCCGACCGGACGAGAACUACGCGAGAUUUUUCUAUGCCGAAGAACGGCCGCCCACCGAUUCGGUAAUUGCUUUGGAAAAUGUCAAUGAACAAGGAUAUUAUUCUUGUCCACAUAUUUACAAUCCUCCAUUAGAAUACACAUUAGCAGCGAUGCGUGAACUGGGACGAUUUCAUGGUAAAGGAUACGUCAUGAAGGAACGGCAGCGAGAAAAGUUCUUUGACAUUGUGUCACAAGUUCAAGAAGUUAGGUACUUAAAGAGACUAAAUAAUUUGUACGAGAUUCACAUGAACAUUAAAGCUACACGACCGAUAGAAUAUCUGCGUAGUCAGGGUUAUGACGCAACUUUCUGUGAUAAAAUGGAAGCACUUCUGUCAAACGCAUUUGACGAAAUAAUGUUGAAGGUAGUGCAGCCCGUGGAACCUUUGGCCACGUUGUGUCACGGUGAUUUUACAUUGAGCAAUCUUCUUUUCAAGAAGAAAGGCGAUGAAAAGUGUCCCCCGAUGCUGAUCGAUUUCGCGCUUAUUCGGUACUCGACACCCAUUAUCGACCUUUCCACGUAUCUUUACCUUUGUUGCUCGAAUGAAGUAAGAAAAGAGAAAUUUUCUGAGAUUAUGCGGACAUACCAUGACGCACUGAAGAAGUAUUUAUUGGACGCUGGCAUUCAAGACAUCGAGAAAUACUCGUACGGCGCUUUGUUGGAUGACUUUAGGAAGGGUGCUCUCUAUGGUUUUGUUAUUAUGUGCAGCUACAUAGCUGUAAUACUCGGAUACAUCAAUCCAGAAGAACUAGUACAAGAAAUAAUAGAUUUGGGCCCUUUGGAAAGUGCAUUAAAGCAGAAAUAUGCCGGUGGAGAUAAAUUAGCUAAAAUAUUAGCUGAUGAGUUGCUACAUUUGAAAGAUCUUGGCUGGCUGAAACAUGUGUUAUAGUUGCGUGAGAUGAUUCGCAAAUGUGCAUAAAAUAUAAUUUAUAUAUUAAUAGUUGUAUACACACACACACACACACACACACACACACACACAC
Monomorium pharaonis (pharaoh ant) is the source of this 1521-nucleotide messenger RNA. RefSeq lists its product as uncharacterized. The coding region runs from base 219 to 1427 and encodes 402 amino acids. NCBI's taxonomy places the organism in Eukaryota, Metazoa, Arthropoda, Insecta, Hymenoptera, Formicidae. The record is from RefSeq and is a predicted model, not a curated record. The transcript has a single exon.